Molecule: messenger RNA, 525 nt
Organism: Diplodia corticola
Lineage: Eukaryota; Fungi; Ascomycota; Dothideomycetes; Botryosphaeriales; Botryosphaeriaceae
Product: peptidyl-prolyl cis-trans isomerase ssp-1
Exons: 3
Coding region: 1-525 (174 amino acids)
Cellular component (GO): nucleus; cytosol
Molecular function (GO): protein binding; peptidyl-prolyl cis-trans isomerase activity
Source: RefSeq, a predicted model, not a curated record
AUGGCUGAGACCGGUCUUCCGCCUGGAUGGGAGGUGCGCACCUCCAAGUCCAAGGGACUUCCUUACUACUUCAAUACCAAGACCACCGAGUCGCGCUGGGACUCGCCCGAGGGCACCGACCCUGAGAAGCUGAAGCUGUUCAUGGCCAACUACCACAGCACCAAGGCUGGUGACGCAGUGUCUGGCGGCAGCAACGACGCCAUCAGGGCUGCCCAUCUCCUUGUCAAGCAUGAAGGAAGCCGGCGACCAUCGAGCUGGCGCGAGGCCAAGAUAACCCGCACAAAGGACGAGGCGGCGGAGAUUCUGAAGGGAUAUGAGGAGCGCAUCAGGUCGGGAGAAACGACGUUGGCGGAGCUAGCCGUAACUGAGUCGGAUUGCAGCAGCGCACGCAAGGGCGGUGACUUGGGUUUUUUCAAGAGGGGUGACAUGCAGCGGGAGUUUGAGGACGCGGCGUUUGCGUUGCAGCCGGGCGAGGUCAGCGGCCUCGUGGAGACGGCUUCUGGACUCCACCUGAUCGAAAGGUAA